Drosophila kikkawai is the source of this 1607-nucleotide messenger RNA. RefSeq names its product glycerol-3-phosphate acyltransferase 4. Gene Ontology annotation, cellular component: endoplasmic reticulum. Lineage: Eukaryota; Metazoa; Arthropoda; Insecta; Diptera; Drosophilidae. Gene Ontology annotation, molecular function: glycerol-3-phosphate O-acyltransferase activity. Gene Ontology annotation, biological process: triglyceride biosynthetic process. The record is from RefSeq and is a predicted model, not a curated record.
AGCAGGUUGUUGAAACGUCAGAGUCAAUAAAGAAAAUUCUGUGGCAGUGUUACAUAUUUUUUUUCUUUCGGCUUCGUUUUCGUUCUUUUCCUCAGCCAUAACGAAACACAAAAUACAAUCACGCGGAUCAGACAGACGACGACAUCGAAAUCGGGAACGUGGCUACAACAACCAGCCUUUUUAGUUCCCCCAAUGACGCAGUAUAUCCCCAGUGGAGUAGUCUGAUGCGAUGCUGCUUCUGUUGGCCACCGUAUGCCUGGUCUGCUGGUCCUCCUUCUUCUGGCUGCAAGCCCUCUAUUUGAGCCUGCUGGAAUGUCUCUUUGCCUGGAUUAACCAGGAGCUGGGAAGGUAUACGCGCCGGGAGCAAGCGGCAAGGCGGAGCAGCCAGGAUCUGGAGGAAGCCUUCGAGCCUGGCGCCACGGGCGAUGGUCCCAGCGGUCCCAAUAAGAGCUCGUCGUCAUCGCCGGUUAUCAAGAGCAGGUUGGUCAGGCGAGUUGAGCAGAUGAGCAGCCUGGUCAGCCUGGGCCUGGAACUGAUCCUCGAGGAUGAGGUGACGCCGCACUUUGUGGCCGCCCCGGUGCCACAUGGCCAGUGGAAUCUGCUCACUCGAAACCUGGGCCAGCUGGUGGGCGAGCUCCACUGGCGUCUGCGGCUCGUCUGGCUCCUCGGCUGGCUCACCCGAUACGUGCUGCUGCUGCCCCUGAGGACGCUGGCCGCCUGGGCGAGUCUCUUUCUCACCAGCGUCAUUGCGGCCGUGCUUGGCCAGUUGCCCGAGAGCCAUCUGAAGCAGCUACUGGUGGAGCAAGUCCUGCGUCAGUGCUUCCGCAUCAUGGCCGGCUGUCUGCCCAUCAUCCGGCGAUUCCACAAUCCCGAACAUCGCCCCACCAGGGGCAUCUGUGUGUGCAAUCACACGAGUCCCCUGGACGUCCUGGUGCUCAUGUCCGAUGCCCACUACACGGUGACUGGCCAGAUCCACGACGGCAUUAUCGGAGUGUUCCAGCGUGCCCUCUCCCGCGUCUCACCGCAGAUGUGGUUCGACCGGGGUCAGCUGGGCGAUCGCGAGGCCCUCAAAUUGAUCCUUCGCAGGCACAGCGGCUCUGCAGAUAGGCCACCGAUCCUGCUCUUCCCGGAGGGCACUUGCAUCAACAACACGGCCGUGAUGCAGUUCAGGAAGGGGGCCUUCGCGGUGAGCGACGUUGUCUAUCCGCUGGCCAUCAGCUACGACCGGCGGUUUAGUGAGGCCUUCUGGAACAGCAGCCGGCACUCAAUGCUGCGCUAUAUGUUCAUGCUGGUCAGCUCCUGGUGCACCGCCUGCGACGUCUGGUAUAUGGAGCCGCUCAGGCGGCGUGGCAAUGAGUCGCCAGUGGAGUUCUCCAAUCGCGUGAAGGCUGCAAUCGCAGCUCAGGCGAAUAUCGAUAGCCUGCCCUGGGACGGCAACCUGAAACGAAGGAGUCCGGUGAGGGACUGGCUGUAAGUCCCAGGUACCUCCAAGCAUCCUCAGAACGUGAGCCGCACAAAGAUAUAUAUUUAUAUAUUUAUUAUAUUCAUAGAGCAGCAAAUUUGAUUUGAUUUUUUCUUAAUACCCUUGGCAUUAAAUACAAUUACCA